Messenger RNA from Cylicocyclus nassatus, 421 nucleotides. The record is from the annotation of a GenBank genome assembly. NCBI's taxonomy places the organism in Eukaryota, Metazoa, Nematoda, Chromadorea, Rhabditida, Strongylidae.
GCUUUUUUAAUAAGUAAAAAGAGGGUGUUUAUCUCAGAUUAUGUCAAAGCGGAGUGCCUCCCCAGAAAAGUACAACUGGACAGAUUCGUUAGGGAAGGCCCUCCACGCUGGUAGCGAAUGGUCAGACAAAGAUGAAUUAUUAGACGUUGUUUACUGGGGGAAACAGAUCCUAUCCUUAGUCAUUGGUAUCGCAUUCGGCGCCGCAUCCAUGCAUGGAAUUCUUGCUAUACUUGCAUAUGUCGUCAUAUCAACUAUGGUCGCUCAACAUUUCGUUGUAAAAUAUCAACAAGUGGACGAAGACGAGGUUGGCGGGUUUUGGGAGUUAGCCAAAGAAGGUUUCGGCUCUCUACCACAGCUCUUAAUCUAUGAUUCGCUGGUUUAUGUCUGCGUUGUCGAGUGGGAAAUAUUAGCUAUCGAUUGA